GACCAUGUGUCAUUUGUACGGUAUAAUUUCCCGCCUAGUCUCUCCCAUUUCCCGCUCUCAAAACCCUAACCCACCCGCUAUCAGAAGAAAUGGGGCAGAAACAACAACCCACCGCCGAUCCAAUCUCCGAGCCUAAGAAACGCCGUCGUGUUGGCUUCUCCAAUAUCGAUGUUGGAAUCGAGGCCAAUCAGUGCAUCCUAAUUUACCUGGUUUCUAGCAAGGAAGAAGUGGGUGCUUCACACAGUUUUCGUAUUAGUCCAGUUGACUUGAAUGGCUUUUUUGAUGAGGAUGGGAAAAUCUACGGUUACAAUGGGUUGAAGAUAACCAUCUGGGUUAGCAGCGUAUCAUUCCAUGCAUUUGCUGAUAUUAAGUUUCAGAGCACAUCUGAUGGGGGGAAAGGUAUCACGGAUCUCAAAUCAUCUCUUCAGAGAAUUUUCGCCGAUACUCUUGUUGACAACAAAGAUGACUUCCUUCAGACAUUUUCAACAGAGAGUCAUUUUGUUAGAUCCAUUAUCUCAGAUGGAGAGAUAUUGCAACACAAAACCUCCAAUGGACAUGUUGAUUCUAAUAGUCAUUUAGGGACAGCUACUUCAGAUGUCGAGGUUGUUCGCAUGGUUAUAGGAAAUACAGCUGCUGGACACCUUUACAGUCGCCUGGUUCCUCUUGUUCUUCUUCUUAUCGAUGGUAGCAAUCCCAUUGAUGUUGAUGAUCCAGGAUGGGAAUUGUAUGUCCUAAUUCAGAAGAAAAGUGAUGAACAUGGGGAUACUCAACAUAAACUGUUGGGUUUUACUGCGGUGUAUCGUUUUUAUCAUUACCCCGACAGCACACGUUUGCGGCUCAGUCAGAUAUUGGUGUUGCCUCCAUACCAACACAAGGGUUAUGGUGGUCACCUUGUUGAAGUACUCAGCAAUGUUGCCAUAUUGGAAGAUGUUUAUGACUUGACAGUUGAAGAACCAUUAGAUUACUUCCAACACGUGCGCACCUCUAUUGACAUAAAACGUCUCCUUCUCUUUGCCCCAAUCCAAGAUGCAGUUAAUUCAACUGUUUCGUAUCUAAAACAAGGAAAACUGUCAAAGAAAACCCAUGUGCCUUGUUUUAACCCACCUGUAAGUGCAGUUGAAGAUGUUAGGAAAACCUUGAAAAUCAACAGGAAACAGUUUCUUCAGUGUUGGGAAGUUCUAAUUUAUCUAGGUCUUGAUCCUGUUGACAAGUACAUGGAGGAUUUUGUGGCGAUCAUCUCAAGUCGUGUGAAGGCUGAUGUCUUAGGGAAAGAUUCUGGGAGCAGUGGGAAACAAGUGGUUGAAGUUCCAAGUGAUUAUAAUCCGGAGAUGUCAUUUGUAAUGUUCAGGUCACAGGACAGUGAAGCUGCUCGUGUUUGGAUGGAUGAAAACCAGACAAAUCAAGAAGAGCAACUCCAGCAAUUGGUAGAUGAAAGGGUCAAAGAGAUAAAAUUGAUUGCGCAGAAGGUGCAUCAUGUCUAAACUGUUGAAGCAUUCUAUUGUAUCCCCCCCCCCCCCCCCACCUGUGACGCUGAUGCAUCUGCCAGAAAUUAGAGCUUAGGGUACUAGAGGCUCCCAAGCUGUAUGUUGAAGCUGGACUGUAAACGAUUAGCUGUAGUUUUUGGGCUUAUAAUCUUUUUAAUGUACUAUAUUGGGAGACAAGUUUUCCAUCCAUAUAGUUAUGCUGCCUUUAUUGCUUU
This is a messenger RNA of Populus trichocarpa (black cottonwood), 1699 nucleotides long. RefSeq names its product histone acetyltransferase type B catalytic subunit. Gene Ontology annotation, molecular function: histone H4 acetyltransferase activity. Gene Ontology annotation, biological process: subtelomeric heterochromatin formation. Lineage: Eukaryota; Viridiplantae; Streptophyta; Magnoliopsida; Malpighiales; Salicaceae. Bases 90 to 1481 code for a protein of 463 amino acids. Gene Ontology annotation, cellular component: nucleus. The record is from RefSeq and is a predicted model, not a curated record. The transcript is spliced from 10 exons.